Paraphaeosphaeria sporulosa is the source of this 1170-nucleotide messenger RNA. RefSeq lists its product as uncharacterized. The coding region runs from base 205 to 1062 and encodes 285 amino acids. The transcript has 2 exons. The record is from RefSeq and is a predicted model, not a curated record. Lineage: Eukaryota; Fungi; Ascomycota; Dothideomycetes; Pleosporales; Didymosphaeriaceae.
CGCAAAUAUUCACCGCAAGCUCCCUGAUCCGAUAUGCGAUCCGAUAUGCGACUGCUCGCGUGCCAUGCUGGUCGGCGGGACGUGGAAGAGGUUGACGCACCUAUUUUGGAGAGUAUGGUGUGGGCCACAGACGGUGUCGGUACUGGUGGCAGGUUAGCGGAGUCUGGAAAGCCCCUCGCUUGCAUGGCAGCUGGCUGACGGUGGAUGCGCUGUGCCACGCACUCGGGAUGCCUACCUGCUGCAGCCUGUCCAAACGGAAUAUCCCAGUAUACCAGUCGCAGCGCGGGGUCUCGGUGGGAGAGCAGUCAAAUGUCAAACCGCGCGAUUACAGAUCCACCGGGCGCCAAGAGCACACGCUGGCAGAAUGAGGUGGCUCCGGGGUUGCCAAAUCACCAAUACUCCGGCAAAUGGACCCCGCGUUUCGGAGAGUUCGCUUCUUGUACGUGGAAGAUGUGCGCCGAUGAUAUCAGAGAGGUAGUGGGAGGCUGCUGGGAGGGACUGGGUCUCUACGUUGACCUGCAUAGGAUUGGUAAUAUCUCCUGGCUUCACGUCGACAAUCCUACUCGCCACAUUUCACAUUUGUCUUCCCCUUUCCGAGGGCUCAGAUCUGUCGGGAAACCUCAAGAAUGCCCUCGAGCAGUACUGAAGCAUAUUCUUGCUCGCCUCCAUAGCUUGUGGAUACAUGAAAAGCAGUGCGACUUCCAGAAAGAUGCGAUCACACCCAUUGCGUCUCGAACAGUUUCGCCUCAUCCAGUCCACGGGCCGCUCAAGCCCCUAAGGGUUUUGCAGACCGCCGGAUCUGAGCCAGGCAUAUCACACAGAGUCACAUCGCGCAUGCGCGCGCAUGCGAGAGAUGUAAAGGAACUUGUACUGACCUCGUCGGGGUACAUAUGCAGUCACACAUCGUUCGCGAGCACGCCACUUUGCGCAAAGUAUCCAACAAAAGCUUACAUCGCGCCAAUUGACAUUCUAUAUCACUUUGAACACAUGCCUGACGUAGAAGUGCUUCUAAGACGUGUCUUGCCCAAGACUAUAUCAGCUCAGAGGACUUCAGUACCUUGAUAGUCUUGGCAGUCUACUUCAUCGUAAUGCUGAGCAACUCAUACUCCAUGCUAGCUUCGAAACUCUCCUGUAGCUAAUCCUUCUGAUACGAAGAUGAUGGUUCCGUCC